AGGAAGCCCAGCGGAGCCCCGAGCAGGAGCCCCGAGCCGAGUGCAAAUCGUGACCACCUAAUCAGGCAGCAAACAAUAGCCCAACGCAAUGUCCGAGAACAAAGGCAGCGACAAGAAUGGAGGAGCUCCGGCGGCAGGCGGCAGCCAAGUGCCGCCGCCCCAAUACAUCAUAACCACGCCCAGCGAGGUGGACGCCGAUGAGGUGAGAUCGAUGGCCGACUUGGAGCUCAGCUCGCCCAGCGAUGACAAUGUCUUUGUCGUGGGCGAGCACCAGCAGAUGCUGCUGCAGCAGCAGCAGCAGACGAAGCUAAUGCACACACAGAAAUACAGCCAGACGUCGAGCACGUCGAGCACCAGCAGCAAGUUGGCGACACGCUCCUAUUCCGUGACCAGCAGCAGCAGCAGCAGUGCUGCUGCCACCGCCGCUGCCGCUGCCGCCGCCGCCGCCACCACAGCCACAGCCACAGCCGCAACGACCAUACAGCACAGCCAGCAGAAGAUCAUGUCGAGCAGCACGCGCAGCCAGAGCCUGCAGUCGAGCGCCAUUGUGGGCGAGCAGAGCGGCCAUCUGCUGAGCACGGCAGCGGCGCUGGCGCAGCAGCUGAAGGCGCAGUCGUCCACCUCGAUAAUUACCAGCGAGCAGCGCAGCAGCAGCAGCACCAGCAGCAGCACCACCCGGUACGUCAGCUCCACCACACAGGGCACCAGCAGCACCACCGGCGUCAGCAAGUCCAAGUUCCAAAGCUUCCUGCAGCAGCCGGAGGCGCACGGCUUUCUCACGGCCCACCAGAAGCACGUCCGUCAAUUUGUGCGCUCCACCUCCGCCCACUCGGAGGCGGCGGCGAGCGUUACGCCCGUGAGCGGCGCUCGGCCAGAGAAGUGCAUACGCAGCGCCUCCACGCAGAUCGAUGAUGCGUCGGCGGCCAGCGGCGAUGCCGAGACCGGCAUACAGAUGUCCAUGUCCAAGCUGGGACUGCAGCAGUCCUCCUCGAUCCUCAUAUCCAAGUCGGCCGAGACCAUCGAGAUGAAGAGCAGCUCCUCGUCGGCGGGCAUGCGCACCCAGCUAACGCUCAGCGGCGGCUUCCUGGCGCCGCCCAAUCGCAAGAUCACCAUACUAAGCCCCAUCCAUGCCCCGCCGGGCCUCCACGACAUGCUCAAGCGACCCGGACGCUCGCCCCUGUCGCCGCGCAUCAGCUUCCCGGGCAGCGAGGCGGAUCUCUUUGGGUAAGUUAAAGACAAGCUCGCCCUUAAAUCUUACUCUGAUUGAAGCUGCUAUUUUCUGAUUAACUUUGGAGGCGUUUUGCACAACAGCUGCUUGUCGACUACCCACAAAGAAGGGGCGUGGUGCGGCGGGCGUGUCUGUUGGGGGCAGCAACGGCGCCCGGGCCCCAAGCUGUGGCCGUUUCUCUUAUCAAGUGCAACAAGCACA
Drosophila navojoa is the source of this 1429-nucleotide messenger RNA. RefSeq names its product phosphodiesterase dunce (gene dnc). The record is from RefSeq and is a predicted model, not a curated record. Gene Ontology annotation, molecular function: 3',5'-cyclic-nucleotide phosphodiesterase activity. Lineage: Eukaryota; Metazoa; Arthropoda; Insecta; Diptera; Drosophilidae. Gene Ontology annotation, biological process: signal transduction.